Molecule: messenger RNA, 3374 nt
Organism: Lactuca sativa (garden lettuce)
Lineage: Eukaryota; Viridiplantae; Streptophyta; Magnoliopsida; Asterales; Asteraceae
Product: Pentatricopeptide repeat (PPR) superfamily protein
Biological process (GO): RNA modification
Molecular function (GO): RNA binding; protein binding
Source: RefSeq, a predicted model, not a curated record
UUCAUACUUCAUACUUCACAUUCACAUUCCAUCGAGUAGAGCUUUCCUUCAAUUAAGUCGAGUCUGUGUAUACUUCAUAAAGACAAUGGCUUGAAAAGUUAAAAGACCUUUGUUUCAUUAGACGCGAACUCGAUUAUUUGAAAUGACACAAUGAAGGCCAGACGCUUACCCAUGAAUGAGGUCAUUACGCCGCAUCGUCGAAACUUCUGUGUAUGCUUUGUCGACGACGACCCUUGCGGCAAACCAUUGUCAAAUAGUCAAGUUAGGAACUAUCAGGGAUACUUACACUGCCAAUAUUCUAUUAGGAGGUUACUUAAAAAUCAGAGAACUGCGAAUUGCCUGCAAACUGUUCGACGAAAUUCCUCAAAAAGACACUGUUUCUUGGAAUUCAUUAAUAGCUGGUUACGUGAACUAUGGAGAUCUUGAGAGUGCUUGGGAGGUUCUAAUACGUAUGAAACGUUGUGGGUUUUGCUUUGAUGGUUACACAUUUGGUAGUAUACUCAAGGGUAUUGCUUCUGAUGAUUGUCUCUUUGCUGGGCAACAAUUGCAUGCGAAUAUCAUUAAGACGGGGUAUGAUGAAAAUGUGUACUCAGGAAGUGCUCUUUUGGACAUGUAUGCAAAAUGUGGCGGAGUGGUGGAUGCACGUAAGUGUUUCAAUUGCAUCCCUAACCCUAAUUCGGUGUCAUGGAAUGCUCUGAUUUCAGGGUAUGUUGAAACUGGUGACCAUGUGAAUUCUUUUCAGCUAUUCAAAUCGAUGCAUAGGGAAGGUGUGAGGCUUGAUGAUGGUACCUUUUCUCCAAUUCUAACAUUGUUUGAUAAACCUGAGUUCCAUGAGCUAACAAUGCAGGUCCACUGUGCGAUCAUAAAACAUGGUAUGGAAUCUGAUAGCUCUGUACUCAAUGCUACAAUCAGUGCUUACUCCAAGUGUGGGUCAAUCAAAGAUGCCAAAGGGGUAUUUGAUGGUGGAGAUGACUUUUGGGACAUUGUCUCUUGGAAUGCCAUGCUGGCAGCUUGCUUGGAACAUGAUGAACGAGUCCUUGCAUUUAAUCUUUUUUCCAAGAUGCAAAUAUUAGGAUUUGAACCCGACAUUUAUACAUACACUAGCAUGAUAAGUUCUUGCUUCGAAGAAGAAAUCCGAAAUCAAGGACAAUCUUUACAUGCAUUGGUAAUCAAAAGGGGAGUCGAACAUCUGACACCAAUUUCAAAUUCAUUGAUGGCUAUGUUUAGUGGACCUCCUGGCAACUAUAUGGAAUAUGCAAUAAGAAUAUUCAAGCACAUGGAGUUCAAAGACCGAGUUUCUUGGAAUUCAAUGUUAACAGGACUUUCACAACAUGGGUUUAGUGAGAAUGCCUUGAAACUUUUUCAGAUAAUGCAAUCUGGAAACCUAGAGAUGGAUUAUUAUGCAUUUUCUGCAGUCCUUAGAUCUUGUGCAGAUGUGGCAACCUUACAAUUGGGUCAACAAAUCCAUGGUUUGACCAUAAGAUCAGGUUUUGAGUCUAAUGAAUUUGUAACUAGCUCUUUGGUAGUCAUGUACUCUAAGUGUGGGAUCAUUGAGGAUGCUAGAAGAUCCUUUGAAACUUCCCAUAAACAAAACUCAGUUACAUGGAACUCGAUGAUGUUUGCAUAUGCCCAAGAUGGUCAAGGUCAUGUUGCAUUGGAUCUUUUCUCUCAAAUGAGGGAAAGAAAAGUGAAAGUGGAUCAUAUAACUUUUGUUGCAGUUCUAACUGCAUGUAGCCACAUUGGUUUAGUUGAAGAAGGAUAUGAGUUUUUAAAAAAUAUGGAAUCUGAUUAUGGGAUUUCACCUCGAAUGGAACAUUAUGCUUGUGUGGUUGAUCUACUGGGACGUGCUGCACGUCUCAAAGAGGCAAAACAGGUGGUAGGGUCAAUGCCAUUUCAACCUAAUGCAAUGGUAUGGAAGACUUUAUUGGGGGCUUGUAGAUUGUGUGGUGAUGUUGAAUUAGCAAUGGAAGUGGGAAACUUUUUAUUGAAAUCGGAACCUUAUGAACAUUGCACUUAUGUUCUUCUAUGUGACUUGUAUGGACAUCUUAGGCGAUGGGAUGAAGUUGCUGUUUUAAAGAGAAUUAUGAAAGAGAAAGGGGUGAAGAAGGUACCAGGUUGGAGUUGGAUAGAAGUUCAGAAUCAGUUGCAUGCCUUUAAUGCUGAUGAUCAUUCACACACUCAAAACCAGGAGAUAUUCCAAAUGUUGACAAAAUUAACCAAUGAUAUUGCAAGUUUGAAGAUUUUUUAUGAUCUAGAUACUUUGAUGCAUGAUUGUGAUUGUGUUAUUAUGAAUAGAAGCCCUACCAUGCUUCAAGAUUCAGAAGCUUCAUUUUCUAUGGAAUGCUAUUAAGUUGCUACAAUCUUGACCACCGGAAGACUCUUUGAGAUCUAAAUCAGGUACUUCAUAUAUUUUCUACAUACGAGUUUUUAAAAGUUUGUUAAAUUUUGAGAUCUUAAUCGGGUACAUAUUGAUAUUGUUGCUCAAUCUUUGUGUUUAUGUCCUCUGAAAUUUAUAAUCUUAUAAAAUUUGGGGUUUAUUGUCGAAGGUAUAGGUUGCCAAAGUAUGGUAGAACUAGGUGUGGAUUCUGUUAGCUAUUUCUAAGAUUAUCUGUGUUUAUUAUCGCCAUUUUGUUUUAGUAUUGAAGUAAAAGUGUUGUAGGGUUAUUAGCUGACUAGUUAAGGCCAUAUAAUAAUCUAUUUACAAAUUUUUCUUUACCAAUAUAAUAAUUAUAUAUGAAUAAUUUAUUUGGCUAUAGUUGUGUAAUAAUAUAAUUUAUAAAGUUAUUGUAAUGCAAAAUAUGUAAGACAAAUUUGUAACGCAAAAAAAAAUAUAAGGUGUGUUUUGAAAAUCUAUAUAAGUUACAAAUAAAGAAUAUACUUUUUGUUGUUAAAGAUGGUGUAUUUGGCUGUAUGAAACUAUCACUGUUUACAUAUACCUUUCAAAAGUGCCCUCUGUCUCUGUGUGAAGAUAUAUAGAAGCAGAGUGUCACCAUAGCAUGAAGAAACAAAGUUUACAACAACUCUAAGAAUAUCUUUAAAAUACAAUUAGUAAUGGUAACUAUCACUUAAGGUAUAAAAUAUGCAUAAAGAAGUUGUUAGUGGAUGCUCAAUAGUGGAGAUUAUGGGAUUGCCAAUUUGCCAUUGCCUACCACCUCCACCAUAAGGUUUAGUUUACUGUGAUUCAUGAACUUCUUGGAGAUUCAUAUAUAUUUUAUACAACCUGAUACUAAUCCAUGAAUUUUUUAACAAUAUUAAAACCAUUAGUGAUUCAGUUUAUGCAGAUUUUUAUCUUACAAGUUGCAGGUUUACCGUAAUUUGCAGCCGCCAUACAUCACAGCACUAUAUAUAUAGUAUAUAGUUUCAGAUGCUUUGUC